CUGCUGCCCGAGGUGCGGGAGGCGGGCUUUCAGGCGGCGGUGCGCGCUCCGCGGUGGCACCAGUCCGCUCGCGAGCCUCUCCAGGACCGCCCCUCGCCCGGCCCGCCUCCGAGUCACCGCGAUGGCUGCCUUCCUCCUGUUCCGGCAAGGACGAGCCAGGGCGCUGAAGACUAUGCUCCUCGAAGGACAAGUGUUUCCAGGACUUGGUCCUGCAGCUUCUCUCUCCGCAGAAUCCGGAAAGAGCGACAAAGGACUGCCACCGAAUUCCAAGAAGCAAAGCGCACCAAAAAAGCCCGUGCAGGCCGCCCCUGCCGCCGAGCCGUUCGACAACACCACCUACAAGAACCUGCAGCACCACGACUACACGCCGUACACCUUCCUGGACCUGAACCUGGACCUCUCGAGAUUCAGGAUGCCCCAGCCCUCCUCCGGACGGGAGUCGCCUCGCCACUGAGAGCUCGGUUUGGUGAUCGCGCUUACGUUGUCUGCUGCGUCCCGGGCCUCGAAAUAAAGUGCGCUCGAGUCCCCA
Phyllostomus discolor (pale spear-nosed bat) is the source of this 529-nucleotide messenger RNA. RefSeq names its product NADH:ubiquinone oxidoreductase subunit V3 (gene NDUFV3). Gene Ontology annotation, cellular component: mitochondrion. NCBI's taxonomy places the organism in Eukaryota, Metazoa, Chordata, Mammalia, Chiroptera, Phyllostomidae. Gene Ontology annotation, biological process: mitochondrial ATP synthesis coupled electron transport. The record is from RefSeq and is a predicted model, not a curated record. The transcript is spliced from 3 exons. Bases 122 to 454 code for a protein of 110 amino acids.